ACACGCUCAGUGAUCUACUACGAGGCUUUCGUGGUCGGUACAACUUCUACUACGUCCCUUUGACCUUUCGCACUAGGACGAGCAUUGGUUAUGCUUUCGUUAAUUUUGGUACUCCCAGUGAUGCCUUGGAGUUCUAUGAUCAAUUCAAUGGUGUACAAAUCAGUGAUGAUAAACAUAUGGUUGUUGUAAGUGCCCAUGCUCAAGGUCUAGAGGCUCAAAUAAGACUACUACGCAACAGUCCUGUCAACACCAACA
Perkinsus marinus ATCC 50983 is the source of this 255-nucleotide messenger RNA. RefSeq lists its product as hypothetical. The record is from RefSeq and is a predicted model, not a curated record. The transcript has a single exon. Gene Ontology annotation, molecular function: nucleic acid binding. Lineage: Eukaryota; Perkinsozoa; Perkinsida; Perkinsidae. The annotation marks the transcript as partial.